ACACGAAUUGGUGACAUUAAGCCUAAAAUACCGAAGACGAAGAAAGCGAAGAGUGUUAUGACGGCUAAAUACAAUGUUCCAAACAAAAUGAAACUGACGGUCAAAGGUGGUGCAGCAGUUGAUUCAGAUUCGAAACUAGAAGAUGUUGCUCACGUUAUUGAAGAACCUGGGGCAGUUUAUAGUGCUGUGUUAGGAAUGGUUGAUGUAGCCAAGGGAACUAACUCUUAUUAUAAAUUGCAAGCACUAGAGAAAGACACUGGAAGCGAGUGGUAUUUCUUUCGAUCCUGGGGUCGAGUUGGCACAACAAUAGGUGGCACCAAAUGUCAAAAACUUAGUUCAAGAGCUGCAGCUAUUAACAGCUUUAAAACCAUGUAUGCAGAAAAAACAAAUAAUCACUGGGACAACAGAGCAAAUUUUGAAAAAUUUCCGAACAAGUUUUAUCCACUGGAAAUCGAUUAUGGUCAAGAUGAUGAAAACAUUGAAAACUUAGAUGGUUCCAGAGCCAGUUCCAAACUUCCUAAAAAUGUUCAAGAUGUCAUUUGUGCUAUCUUUGGUAUCGACCAAAUGAAGAAAGCCAUGGUGGAAUUUGAAAUCGAUUUGAAAAAAAUGCCGCUGGGGAAACUUUCUAGGAGACAGAUUGAAACAGCUUAUUCUGUGUUGACAGAACUAAAUACGCUCAUUGAAACAAAAGGUUCACAAAACAAAUUCUUGGAUGCAUCAAAUCGAUUUUACACCCUCAUUCCACAUGAUUUUGGAAUGAAAAAACCUCCAUUGCUUGAUACACCUGAAGUUAUAAAAAUGAAAACUGAGAUGUUGGACAAUCUACUGGACAUUGAAGUGGCGUGCAGUUUAUUGAAAGGCGGUGAUGAAGGAGCCAAUCCUAUUUAUGCGCAUUACAAGAAACUCAAAUGUUCCAUGGAUCCAAUGAAGAAAAAGAGCGACAUGUAUGAUAGAUUGGUGAAAUACGUUGAAAAUACCCAUGCUGCAACCCACAAUCAGUACUCACUUCAAGUUGAAGAUAUAUUUGAAAUCAAAAGAGAAGGCGAAGAAGAAAAAUACCAACCAUUUGAAGAUCUUCACAAUCGACAGUUAUUAUGGCAUGGUUCACGAACGACGAAUUACGCUGGUAUUUUAUCACAAGGGUUGCGUAUCGCCCCGCCAGAAGCUCCUGUCACGGGUUAUAUGUUCGGUAAAGGUGUUUAUUUUGCCGAUAUGGUUUCAAAAAGUGCCAAUUAUUGUCAGGCUAGUAAAACUGAUAGUACAGCCUACAUGCUGUUAUGUGAGGUGGCUCUGGGUAAUCCCCACGAACUUCUCGCCAGUAGCUAUGUUACAUCACUACCAAAAGGAAAGCAUUCAACUAAAGGUUGUGGUAUGACAGUACCUGAUGAGAAGGGGGCGUACAUUACCGAGGAUGGUGUGAAAAUUCAUGGUAAAGGAACAAAUGCUACGAUUGGUCGAUCUAGUUUGCUAUAUAAUGAAUAUAUUGUCUAUGACACGGCACAGAUUAAAAUGAAGUACAUGCUAAAGAUGAAAUUUAAUUUUAAUUGGUGA
Molecule: messenger RNA, 1551 nt
Organism: Patella vulgata (common limpet)
Lineage: Eukaryota; Metazoa; Mollusca; Gastropoda; Patellidae
Product: poly [ADP-ribose] polymerase 1-like
Molecular function (GO): NAD+ poly-ADP-ribosyltransferase activity
Source: RefSeq, a predicted model, not a curated record